Molecule: messenger RNA, 5205 nt
Organism: Bombina bombina (fire-bellied toad)
Lineage: Eukaryota; Metazoa; Chordata; Amphibia; Anura; Bombinatoridae
Gene: SMARCC2
Product: SWI/SNF related, matrix associated, actin dependent regulator of chromatin subfamily c member 2
Biological process (GO): positive regulation of DNA-templated transcription
Cellular component (GO): SWI/SNF complex; npBAF complex; nBAF complex
Molecular function (GO): histone binding; nucleosomal DNA binding
Source: RefSeq, a predicted model, not a curated record
CUAACACUCGGGUUGGCUUGGCUGUACCGGGCAAGCUGGCAGAAGAUGGCGGUGCGGAAGAAGGACGGGGGCCCAAAUGUGAAAUAUUACGAGGCAUCUGACACCAUAACUCAGUUCGACAACGUGCGGCUUUGGCUGAGCAAAAACUACAAGAAGUAUAUACAAGCCGAGCCACCCACCAACAAAUCGCUGUCCAGCUUAGUGGUACAGCUGCUGCAGUUCCAAGAAGAAGUCUUUGGCAAACAUGUCAGUAAUGCGCCUCUCACCAAACUGCCAAUGAAAUGCUUCCUGGACUUUAAAGUUGGAGGAGCUCUGUGUCAUAUACUUGCUGCUGCCUAUAAGUUUAAGAGUGAUCAGGGAUGGCGCAGAUUUGAUUUCCAGAACCCUUCACGUAUGGAUCGAAAUGUGGAAAUGUUCAUGAACAUUGAGAAGUCUCUUGUACAGAAUAAUUGCCUCUCUCGACCCAACAUAUACCUUCACUCUGAGAUUGAUUCCAAGUUACAGAGCAAGCUUAAGGAUAUAGUAAAGCGGCAUCAGGGUACAUUAACUGAGGAUAAAAGCCAUGCAUCACACGUGGUCGUCCCGGUUCCUGGUAACUUGGAAGAAGAGGAGUGGGUACGGCCAAUAUUGAAGAGAGACAAGCAGGUUCUUCUUCACUGGGGUUAUUAUCCUGACAGUUAUGACACGUGGAUUCCUGCGAGUGAAAUUGAAGCUUCAGUUGAAGAUGCACCAACUCCAGAAAAACCACGCAAGGUUCAUACCAAAUGGAUUCUGGACACAGAUUCAUUUAAUGAGUGGAUGAAUGAGGAGGACUACGAGGUUAAUGAUGAGAGGAGCCCUACUAUUCGCCGGAAGAAAAUAUCUGCUAAAACCUUAACUGAUGAGGUAAGCAGUCCUGACUCAGACCGCAGGGACAAGAAGGGACCUAACUACAAGAAGAGAAAACGUUCUCCCUCACCUCCUCCCAGUGUGGAAGCAAAGAAGAAAAAUGUCAAAAAAGGCCCUUCCACACCUUAUAACAAAUCCAAGAGAGGUCACCGAGAGGAAGAGCAAGAGGAUCUGACCAAGGAUAUGGAUGAACCCUCUCCUGUGCCUAAUGUGGAAGAAGUGACUCUUCCUAAAACAGUAAACACCAAGAAAGAUUCAGAAUCUGCACCUGUGAAAGGAGGCACUGUGACGGACCUGGAUGAACAGGAGGAUGAGAGCAUGGAGCCUGUGACAAAGGAGGAAGAUGACAGUUCAUCAGGGGUCAAAAUUGAGCAAGUGAAGACCUCUGAUCUUCAUGAGGACAAUGUGACUGAACAAACACAUCACAUCAUCAUCCCUAGUUAUGCUGCCUGGUUUGACUAUAAUAGCGUACAUGCCAUUGAGCGUCGGGCACUACCUGAGUUCUUCAACGGCAAGAACAAGUCAAAAACACCAGAGAUCUAUCUGGCUUACCGUAAUUUCAUGAUUGAUACCUAUCGACUGAACCCUCAGGAAUACCUCACCUCAACGGCCUGUCGUCGAAAUUUAGCGGGGGAUGUCUGCGCUAUCAUGAGGGUUCAUGCCUUCCUGGAACAGUGGGGUCUCAUUAAUUACCAGGUGGAAGCUGAGAGCCGCCCUACUCCAAUGGGACCUCCUCCCACAUCUCAUUUCCAUGUAUUAGCUGAUACCCCAUCAGGUUUAGUUCCCACUUCAGCAAAAACACCACAGACCACUGCCUCACAACAGAUGCUGACUUUUCCAGAGUAAAGUAAAGAGAAGCCAAGUGACCUGCAAAAUUUUGGUCUAAGAACAGAUAGUACAGUAAGAAAAACACAAACGUCCAAGAGUAAAGCAGCUGCAAGUGCAACAAGGGAAUGGACAGAGCAAGAAACACUUCUGCUGCUUGAGGCACUGGAAAUGUACAAGGACGACUGGAACAAGGUAUCUGAGCAUGUGGGUAGCCGAACUCAGGAUGAAUGUAUUCUGCACUUCCUGCGACUUGCCAAUUGAGGAUCCUAUCUGGAGGACUCUGAAGCCUCAUUGGGACCCCUGGCUUAUCAGCAAUUUUUCAGCCAAUCCGGAAACCCUGUUAUGAGUACAGUAGCCUUCCUGGCAUCUGUGGUAGAUCCGCGGGUUGCAUCAGCGGCAGCUAAUCAGCACUGGGUAUGUUUGUUAGAGAGCCAGGGAUUUUAUGAUGCAGCUUUUAGAAGACCGCUUUUGCUUUUUUUGAAUCCUCAGGUUAUCUUUUCUUUUAGCAUUUUACUAUACAAUAAAAGCAAAUAUUUUAGAUUGCCUGUUAAGGGUUUUUGGAAACCAUUGUGUGUUUCACUCCCUUUAGAUGAGUUUUCUAAGAUGAAGGAAGAAGUCCCAUCAGCCCUUGUAGAAGCUCAUGUCCGGAAAGUGGAGGAUGCAGCAAAAAUCACUGGAAAACCGGACCCCAGCUAUGGACUGGAGAGUAGUGGCAUCGCUGGAACCACUGGUGAAGACAAUGAGAGGAUAGAGGAAAGCAGUACAGAGGAGUCUCAACCAGAACCACAAGCUGUUGAAGAAAAGAAAGAGCCAAAGGACUCCCCUUGUGAAGCUGUUCCUGAAGAUGAAGGGGAAGAACGAGAGAGAGACUCUGUAAAGAAGGAUGAAGAAAAAAGCAAAGAUGGAGACACAGACAAAGAAUCUGAAAAGAGUGAUAUUGAUAUGGCUGAUGGUGACAAAGUUUUGGAUGUUAAGGAAGGAAGCGAGGAACCUGAUAAAGAAUCAAACGAGGGAAAGAACAAGGUGGAGAGGGACAUUGGAGAAGGCAACUUGUCUACAGCUGCUGCAGCUGCAUUGGCUGCAGCUGCUGUAAAGGCCAAGCAUCUGGCUGCAGUGGAGGAGAGGAAGAUAAAAUCUCUUGUUGCUCUGCUGGUGGAGACUCAGAUGAAAAAGCUUGAAAUUAAACUGAGGCACUUUGAAGAAUUGGAAACCAUCAUGGAUAGAGAGAGGGAGGCGCUUGAGUAUCAACGGCAGCAGCUACUGGCUGACAGGCAAAACUUUCACAUGGAGCAACUGAAAUACGCAGAGCUGAGAGCACGUCAGCAGCACUUCCAGCAAAUCCAAAACCAACACCAGCAGCAGCACCAGACCCCUCCAGGAAACCAGCCUGUGCCCCCCACUGCCCAUUCCAUCCCUGUACCACAACAGUCAUUGACUCCCGCACCUGUAAGCUCAGCUAACAGUGCAGAGGGACUUGGCCAACCCACAGCACCUUCAGCACAGCCACCAACGAACAGCCAACAACAGGGGUGUACACAGCCCAGUCCGGCACACAUGAUAACAGCAGUAAGUGACUACCGCUCAGAAGAAAAGGAGUUACUGUGUUCAAGGGUAGGAUGUGAUAUUGCAUCAGUUUGUUCCAGUGCAUUCACAGGUCAAGCGGCUUCUAACCCAUUGAUCUCAUCAGCAGUACCGGUUCCUGCUCAGCCGCCGGUGCCUGGUAAUCAGCAUCCCAGCAUGCCUCUACCUACCCCAUUUAAUCUGGGUAGUGAAUUAGUUGACUCCAUUCAUCAAAGUCCGCCAACUAACCCAUACACUGCUCAUCAUUCCAUGCAUGGCACCUUUCCCCCUGCUGCAUGUCGGGUCGGUGGGGCACCCCCAGCCUUACAUAACCCUGCCAUUACCGUAUCCUCAGUGCCACCUAACUUGCCGUCCCCCUUGGGUUCAGCUGCCUCUCACAGUCCCGCCAUCGUAGCUGCAAUGCAGGGAGGGGCUGCCAUCACCACCAGUCCUGUACCAGAACCCGUCACUCCUCUGCCUCCAGACACCGUGGGGAACACAGUUGGUCCAGUGCAACCGUAAAAACAAACAAAAGAAUGUUUCUAAUUUGGGAUAAAGAGGUGAAAGGGAGAAGCAAGAAAAUGCUUUGAAUUCUCUUAAUUGCCUCUCUGACUCUUGGACCAUUUAAAGAACCACAUGCCCAUACUCCCACAAGGGACUAGAUGCCCUUUAUGUCAUGACGUGUCAACAUUUCAUCAAUAUACAUGAAGAGGGGUGUUGGUGUAAACUGCAAAUAUAUUUAAUGUGCGAUAAAGAACAAAAACGUCCCUGACAAAUACAAUCUGCUGCUUGAGUGCUCCUCAGACACACUGUCUUACAAAGACUGAGCUCUUGUCUGCAAUAAUCCAUAAGGGUCAAUAAGGAUAUCAUUUUUAGACAUCCUGGUCUGGAAUCAAACGGAUAUGGUAGCAGGGAAUCUGAUCCAGAUAUAUACCCCUGAUGACUAUACAUAAGAGCUUACAAGAGAAUUCUCAUCUUAUCUCCCCUGCAAAGGAGCCCAUAGCAGAAUGCACCACUGAUUUUCUUCCCUUACAGUGACUGAAAGUCUUCACAAAAGAAACAAAAAUGGUUACUCAUGUUUGAUGAGCCUGCCCUAGCCCCUUUAACUGUCUUAUGAAUUUGCCAUAUGUAGCAAAUUAAGAGUGGCAGUAAAAGGGGUUACAGAUACCUGGUUGCAUCUAAAACCUUGCAGGGUAACUAAAAAAAAUGCUAUUAUUUGAUAUCCUUUAUCCCAAUAUCAGCACUGUCAUUUGUGACUAUGGUCAUUAUUGCAAACCAUUUAAAGGGGUCGUUUUCCCCUUCCACAUAGUGUUACCCAUAAUGACAGAAGUGAAUGCCUACUGCACUUCUACUGGGUUUAUGUUUCCUAUGAAUGUUGUAUGCUAUGAGAGGUUUGUGUCUUUGUUACUUUGUAAAGAGCGAGAAAUGUGUGCUACUGUUCAAAAAUAACAAAAAGAAGAAAAAAAUGGGUUGAGUGUUACGUUUCCUUGUGGGUGUUAUGUGACUGCUUAAUAUCUCUACGGAAGGAUGGGAAUCAGAGCAUCUGAAUCUAUAGUGCACUAUUUGACCCAUUAGUAAAAUAUUUUAUCUUGUACCUAUAUAAAACUUUUUUAUUUUUUAAUCGUAUUUUAAAUAUUUUGGGACAGAGAUGGGAGAAUAGAGGUUCAAAAGUUCAGUGCACUUUAAAGAAGGUGGAUUGGUGCAUUUCAGCAGCUUUUGAGGGGAGGUAUGCACCUGUCAACUCAUUUGCGCCAGUGGGGAUUGGUUGUAAGAUGCUGGAAUUUUCAACUAAAUUAGUCCCCUUCCCCCUUUCUGGACUCUACCACCUGUGUGGUGUACUGACCCCAUCUGUUCAUGUUACCUGUACCUUAUUCAGUGUCUGUGCAUCUUACAAUUCCCCAUCGAGGGGCAUUAAAAAAAAUAAUUCUG